ACUCGGGGCAGGGAAGGACUUGACCCGGGGAGAAACGCGCCCCGGGAGAAGGGGAGAGAAUGCUUCCCCUCCCACGCCCGCCCCGUGCUUCCUCCCGGCUGGGGGGACCGCAGCCGCCCAGCAGGGGGCUGUGCUCGCCAAUGAAGUCACCCCGGGCCGGGAGACGGGCCUCCAGCUCUGAAACAUUUGCCUUUCUGUUCCCCUCCAGCCAGAUGGCCAGGCCGCUGUCCACCCCCAGCCCUUCGCAGAUGCAAGCCAGGAAGAAACGCAGAGGGAUCAUAGAGAAACGGCGCCGAGACCGCAUCAACAGCAGCCUUUCUGAAUUGCGGCGCUUGGUCCCCACCGCCUUUGAGAAGCAGGGCUCCUCCAAGUUGGAGAAAGCUGAGGUCCUGCAGAUGACGGUAGAUCACUUGAAAAUGCUCCAUGCCACUGGUGGGACAGGAUUCUUUGAUGCCCGAACCUUGGCAGUUGACUUUCGGAGCAUUGGUUUCCGGGAGUGCCUCACUGAGGUCAUCAGGUACCUGGGGGUCCUGGAAGGCCCCAGCAGCCGUGCGGACCCUGUCCGGAUUCGCCUUCUCUCCCACCUCAACAGCUACGCAGCCGAGAUGGAGCCUUCACCCACACCUGCCAGCCCCCUGGCCUUCCCUGCCUGGCCCUGGUCCUUCUUCCACAGCUGUCCAGGGCUGUCAGCCCCAAGCAGCCAGCUCGCCAUCCUAGGAAGAGUGCCCGGCCCUGUCUUCCCCAGCGCCUCCUCCCUUGCUUACCCGGUCCCAGCCCUCCGAACCGCUCCCAUGCGCAGAGCUGCUGGCACCAUCCUCCCAGCCCGGAGGAAUUUGCUGCCCAGUCGAGGGGCAUCUUCUACCAGGAGGGUCCGCCCUCUGGAGAGGCCAGCUGUGCCCCUGCCCACGGCCCCCAGCAGCAGGGCUGCCAGGAGCAGCCAUGUGGCACCCCUCCUUCGGUCUUCUUCCCCCCCUAGUGUUGGGAGGUCCCCUGCUUAUGCCACUGUUCCGGCCCCCAGGCCCUCUUCCCCUGGGCCUUCUGGGCGGCCCACUGCAGCUGCAGCUGCGGCUGCUCUCUGCCACUCCUGGGUCUCCGAAAUCACGGACGUCGGGGCUCUCUGAGCUGUCCUCCCCCCAGGAGUAAGGAGGAUUCUUUUUCAGGAGCUCACACGACUGCAUCUUUACCCAUCAGAGGCCCCCCUCCUCUGGCCCAUCUCCCCAUCCUCACUGCUCUUCCCAGCUUUCCCACCAGCUCUCCUGGAGCUGUUCUGAUCUCAGAGGCUUGGCCUCCUUACCUGGACAGAUGAGUCCCAGAAGAGCCCAGAGAGCUGUGCCCCGACCCCUCUCCUGCCCUGGUAUACAUGUGCAGCAGGCAUGAAUCUCAGCUUUGGGAACAAAGCUUUGAUCUGAAAAGCACAGUGGUCUGAAGCUGACUGCUUCCCAAGAGAGAUCGGACCCCAACCAGGAGCAACGACUGGCUGCAGCCUUCUCAGGCCCAGGGGGCCGGAACACAGCCUCUGCCUUGCUUCUGAGACAGUAAAUGGGCCACAAAGAGGUUUCCUGGGAACCCUGCCUGUCCCGGCCCACCAGUCUUCAGCCCACCCGUCUUCGGCACACCCCAUCAGAGCAAACCACAGGACAGUCCCACUGUCUACCCCAGACAAGGCCUGGGGGUUGGGGGCCCAGUGGGGCCUGCUCCUGACCUCUUCGCACCUGCAGACACCCACUCAGCUGGGAGGUUUCCUGGCAGCAGUGUGGCUCCACACGGGGUGUCCUUACCACCAGGCCUGGGACCGCGCUCUCAGAUAGGAGCCAGGACUGAGCAGAGAAUGACCUCUCUGCCUCUUGCACUGCCUCCCUCCUCCAGGCGUGUGGUCCCCACUGGGUGCACUGUGUGGAUAGCCAAGUUCCCACGUGACAGCGCCCAGAGAGGAACCCUCUUGGGAUCCAGAACCAGACGUUCGCGCUGCCUGGUUUGCAUCCGGCUCACAGAGCCCAGACUGCUAGCACCGCCAAGGGCUGUCAGGCUGGACAAAAAUAACUGCGAGGAGGGGCGAGAGGAAGGACAGUCAGAGGUGGUCUGGCCCUGCAAGGUCACACAGUGGGUCGAGGGCCUGAGAUCCUAGUCACCCAGGAUUCCACCCAGCUGGCUCUCUUUAGAGGCCAUUUCCUCACACGUUUCUUCUCACAGAGGGAACAAAUGGCCUAGCCACCAUUUCCCAUGCGAGAGCAGAGGCUGGACAAGAUUGGAGCAGACCUGGUACUGACGUUCGGUGGGACCAGUGUUGCCAGACCUGUUGUUAAAAUGUAGAAACACAUCUGUGCUGGAUGGCAAAUCCCUGCUUCCCCUGAGUGGCUCUGAGUGUCCCCCACCACAUGGCUUUGCCUCCAGGACCCCUGUGCUGGUUAAGGGCUAGCAGACCCAAGGUCAUGGAGCCCUCCAGUCGGCAAUUGGUUUGUCGGUGCUUAUUUCACACUGGUUAUUAAAUACUUUAACUGUCACCCACGGGAAAGUUCUCCCACCCCUACCCUUUGAUGGAACUACCCUGCCCAGAGGCUAAAUCUAGGAGACUCCCUGGGCUCAAAAGUAGAGUUUGUAAAAACCCUGGGGAAAAGGGCCCUUUCAGAGAAGUGGGUCGGAGGGCAGAGAUCAUUUAAAUGACCCAGAAAGCUCUUUGAAAAGGCAAAUUCCUCAAGGAGGCCUAAAGAGCUCCAGUAAUUCUUUCACUCCUCAGCUUAGUUCCAUCAGAUUGCUGUCCUCCUGCCCCUACCCGAGAUGUGCAGCCUUGAGGACAGAGGGGUCAUUUCGAGGAGUGGGUCACUGGCCUGGAGUGCUCCUGAGGGAGACAGAGGAGGGCAGGGCUGUCAGCAGACUCCUGGGAAUUGGGACGGGGGAAGGGGGAGGUGGCAGAAGGGUAAGAUCAACUCUACCUUUCUCACAAAAGGCAGGAAGAACUCCUCUUCUUCCUCCCAGCCCACCGUCCCCUCCCCACUUCCCUGGCUAUCCCAGGUGGUGGCUCACUGCUCCCAGGACACCAGGUCAGUCCUGUAGUUUGGCAACGUCCUAGCCCCAGCAUUUACUCAUAGUGGGACUGCGGGAAUCCCAUUCCCAUGUCUCCAGCACCCAACUCCAAAAGAAUCUGUUGACACCAUUGAAUGAGAUGUAAAUGGCCCAGAACUUUCGGAGGUUGUGGGGGAGAGGUGACUGGCUGGCUGUAACUGUCUCUGUGGUUGAGGAUCUGAAUCUUUUGUUCAUAUUCCCAAGUCUUUAUGGUGCCCCUGACUCCCACCCCCUUGCUGGGGUGGUUGUUGCAGACAUCCAAUAAAGUUUUUUAAAGUUCUUCUGGAA
This is a messenger RNA of Miniopterus natalensis, 3348 nucleotides long. The record is from RefSeq and is a predicted model, not a curated record. Lineage: Eukaryota; Metazoa; Chordata; Mammalia; Chiroptera; Miniopteridae.